Messenger RNA from Boleophthalmus pectinirostris (great blue-spotted mudskipper), 3595 nucleotides. It is a transcript of the gene atf7b, whose product is annotated as activating transcription factor 7b. NCBI's taxonomy places the organism in Eukaryota, Metazoa, Chordata, Actinopteri, Gobiiformes, Gobiidae. Bases 105 to 1529 code for a protein of 474 amino acids. The record is from RefSeq and is a predicted model, not a curated record. Gene Ontology annotation, molecular function: DNA-binding transcription factor activity, RNA polymerase II-specific; cAMP response element binding. Gene Ontology annotation, biological process: regulation of transcription by RNA polymerase II. The transcript has 12 exons.
GUUUUGUGAAUGGAAGUGUCAACAGCGGGGAGUGGGGACACAAGCCUCUCAAAUAUCGAUUUCCAGGUCAGACUAGCUGCUGAGCCCCAGGAUUUCGCUCUGAGAUGGGGGACGACCGGCCUUUUGUGUGCACUGCCCCUGGAUGUGGACAGAGAUUCACAAAUGAGGACCACCUCUCAGUUCACAAACACAAACAUGAAAUGACGUUAAAAUUUGGCCCAGCCCGAACAGACUCUGUCAUCAUCGCAGACCAAACACCAACUCCCACACGUUUCCUGAAAAACUGUGAAGAGGUCGGAUUAUUCAACGAACUGGCCACUUCGUUUGAGCAGGAGUUCACCAAGACACAGGACGAGGAGCACAGGACAAAAGCCAUGCCUGCUCCUUUACAAACCCCGUCAGACGUCAAAGAUGAAGAUGACAGCCCGCUACAGGUGGAUUCUUCUGCUCCAGGAAGCCCAGACUCCUCAUCCAGUAUGUCCGACAGCUCUAGAGGCACCAAGGAAAUAAUCCAAAAGCCGGUGGUCUCCUCCGCUCCCACACCGACCAUCGUGCGCCCUGGGUCUCUCCCUCUUCAUCUGAGCAGUGAGCACUUCCAACCCACCCUGCCCUCUCCCACCUCCGUCAUCACACAAGCACCGCCCUCCAAUCGGCAGCUAGGGUCACCAACCAGUGCUUAUCCGCUCAUGAGGCACCUCCCCAACGGACAGACUGUUCCUCUCCUGCCCAGCCCACAGAUGACCUCAGUUAUAUCUUUGGCUCGGCCUGCCACCUCGGUGCCUAAUAUCCCUGGGAUCCCCGGGCCUCCAGUCGGAGGAGGCAGCAGCGGCUCAUCCUCUCCGUCUGGAUACAGCCUGCACUCAGAGACCAAGAUGAGGUUAAAGGCUGCUCUGAGUCACCAGAGCUCUGGGUCAGAUGGAGGAUCGAUCCCAGCUGUGCCCCAAAGACAGGAACAAAGCCAACAGCCCAGCCAGAACUCAGACGCCCCCUCACCCGCACAGCCACAGGUAUCACCUGCUCAGCCCACUGGGGGGCGCCGGCGUCGUGCCUCAGAGAUGGACCCGGACGAGAGGAGGCAGCGCUUCCUGGAGAGAAACAGAGCAGCAGCUUCACGAUGUCGACAGAAACGGAAAUUGUGGGUGAACUCUCUGGAGAAGAAAGCUGAGGACCUGGCCUCUAUGAACGUGUCUCUAACGAAUGAAGUGACUCUCCUGAGGAACGAGGUGGCUCAGCUCAAACAGCUGCUGUUGGCUCAUAAAGACUGUCCAGUGACGCUAAUGCAGAAGAAGGCUGCUAUGUUAGCUGCAGGCGGAGCAGAGGACUCGGAGCCGGUCGGAUCUCCAGCCGCUGUGAUCCAACACGGCCCCUCGCCCCCUGUCCCCGCCCCCUCACCCCCUAUCUCCGCGCCCUCCAUCAACGGCAUGAGCGUGCGGGCUGCCGAGGCCGUGGCUAUACUGGCUGGGAUGGGCUCCGGGCAACCAGCGGGCGUUCUAAUGUCGACGCACUCUCCCUCCUCUGCCCCGAGAUGAUUGGUCCAUGCCGGUAGUGGAACUGAAACUCAAGGAGGGCAAGAAGGGCAAAAAUGUGUUCAAUAAAUAACAUAAGGGACCUAUCCUUUAAUUUAAGACACACAAACACAGUGCCUCCACCUCCUCCUCGUCCCGAAAACUCCACACAUCUGCAUUUGUAAAUUCAGAAAUCUGCAUUGUACAUUUGCGCUUCUGAGGCCGGGCCUUCGUCUUACCGGCUCGUCCUGAAAUGGAAUAGUGUAACUGUUCAUAAUUUGUUCUCAUUUCUCUUUUUUAAAAUGCAGCUUUAUUUGUCUGUUCACUCAAAGCCUGGUCAGCCAUUCCCAAAAUUGCUUUCAUACGUCUAUAUCAGUGACAUAGUGUUGUAACGGUUAGUGCUUGUGCCUCGCAACAAGAAGGUCCCAGGUUCAAUUCUAGUCUUCUGUGUAGACUAUAGAGUUUGCGUGUGUCUACAAAGGUUUCCCCUAAAAACAAAUAGGGUCUCCUCUAGGGACGGACUCCUGUAAAAGAGACUGUGAAUCUCAGUGAGAGUCUCCUCCUGGUUAUUUAACGGUUAGUCCUAUUUUUUUUUUUUUUUUUAUCAAAUUUUGUUCUCUGGACUGUCCCCUAAACUUAUUUCUAGAGCACAAUUUGUACAAAAAAUUGCCAAAUUUCUUUCUGAUCCUGGUCCCGCUGAUUACUCGCAUCAGAUUUUGUGGUUUGCAUUUGAUUUAAAUAAUCUUAAAGGUCUCGAAAUCAGAUUAUUAUUUUUUUUUAGCCUUUAUUUUUUAUUAAACCGUAUCAAAUCAAUUCGAAAAACACAACCGGUCAAAAGUUUUAGAACACACUUUUUCCAGUUUUUCAGUUCAGAGAUUCAGUUUAUUGCAUUCUGAAAUGAAAGCAUAGAACAAAUAAGCAAUUUGAGUUGAAAAAGAAAUGAUGUGUUCAGAUAUAACAGCUGAACACACUCGUGGCAUUCUUUCUACAGUAAAAAUAUUCUUCAGAAUGUUCUUCCCAAGUCUGUUGCAGAAGUUCCCAUAAAUGUGUGGCACCUGUAGGUUGCUUCACUCUUCUGUCCAGGUCUUUUUUUUUUUUAGAAAUCAGAUUAUAAUCAGAUUUGGUGUGCAUGUGAACAUAACCACAUCACCACACUGUAGAAAAUCUGCUGUUUCCCAAGCCCCAAAACUCCACGCUACAAAAUCAGCGAUGUCCAGGUACGGGGUGAUGAGAUGCAAGACCCUAUAUUUACCACAACACAUUAUAAUCACAUAGACAAACCUUAUUGAUACUUUGCAGUAACGUAACGCUGUGGCUCUACUAUGGACAAAUAUUUAACAGGUGACACAAUGCGCACAUGAAACACACAAACACACCCUGACAGGUUUUGAUACUGUCUGAAAACUCAAGAAAAAGUACAAAAUUAAUUUAUACGAACAUUCACAGUUCCAUUUAGGUGUGAAAGAGCUCGUGACUAUAAUGUGAUUUGAGUUGAAUGCGUUUAACAGCACAAAUCAGCUCACCUGUUGUACUUCCAAGUGACUAAGCCUUUUCUGAUCAGAUUGCACAAAAACAAAGAUAAGAUUAAAGUCUAACUUGAGUAAGAGAGCUCUAGUUAUCCUCACACUCCCAAGGAAUGUUGACGACACCAGCUGCAAAGUAUCAAUUGGUCCAUUAGGGAAAUUGUUCAGACACAGUAGCUCAGAAAUACAUAAUUAAACCCAUGUUGGUAACCCGUAUUUAACCCUCACGUUGUUGCGUAGAACACAGACCAAAAUGGCUGAUCAGGCUCGGGUGUCUCUUGCCCAUGACACGGUUCAGUACUUCCCAGUGGCUUCUCUAUACUGUGUAAUAUAUCGUGUAAAUACUAUGUAAGAAAAGAUUUUAAAGACAUUGAUUGUUCAUAUUUGCAGUUAAGAUCGCACUGGGGGGUAUGUUGAAUACUCUGUUUACUUUUUGUUGUUGUUUUUAAAGGUGUAUUAUGUAACGUCACUGAUAUGGGGUAUGCUUCGUACUCGUCUCCAUGGAGAUGUGAUUGCUUUGUUCUGAAUGUUUCACAGUAUGGCAUUAAAGGUUUUGUACUAGAUUUU